AUGUCUGUCUUCACUAUCGUCCAUCGGGCCCUCCCUCCACUAUCUCUCUGGAAGCGCCGAAACAGUACAACCAAAGGCAAAUCCCCCAGUACUGAGUUCCAGAUCAGCGAAAAGAACAACCUUCCAGAACCCACCGACCAAGCCUUCAUGCACCAUGACGUCCAUACCGUGCAGGUAGCGGUGAGGGGCAACGCAAAGAUACACAGACAGCCAACCCAGCCCUCUGUCCCGGAAAGCCACCCGGAACCCGAGUGCCGUGCCUCAUCCAGCGAGACACUUCCCACGCGGGCACAACUCGCCCGAGCUGUCAGUUGGGCCAGCAUAGUCCGCAGUCAGGAUCGGUGGACAGCGGAACAAGAGAAAGAACUCGUCCAUGCACAGAGACAAUUGGAGAAAUGCCAAAAGGCCUGGAGCUCUGAACAAGAAGUCUGGCUGGUUUAUGUACGUAUGAGAUCCUUUUACUUGAUCUACAAUGCUCAUCGACUACAGGUUCAAGCCUUGAGUGAGGAGAAAGAAGCACAUACGGGCUUCAUCUCGGCUCGCCACCGACAACAAGGCGACGAGCAGCAUCAGUUCCGUAAGGCGUGGAAAAGACGUCGAUCAUCGGGCGAUGAAGAACACCAGUCUGACACUGAGACGGCGAAUCGAUUGGGGAAAUUGCGUCGCUUGCAGCGCUAUUCAUAUUCAGGGCAGCAGUUGGGCGCUACGACGCCGUUAUCGGUUAAAUGA
Messenger RNA from Penicillium olsonii, 729 nucleotides. NCBI's taxonomy places the organism in Eukaryota, Fungi, Ascomycota, Eurotiomycetes, Eurotiales, Aspergillaceae. The record is from the annotation of a GenBank genome assembly.